Mus musculus (house mouse) is the source of this 8417-nucleotide messenger RNA. It is a transcript of the gene Ltn1, whose product is annotated as listerin E3 ubiquitin protein ligase 1. Gene Ontology annotation, biological process: protein ubiquitination; ribosome-associated ubiquitin-dependent protein catabolic process; rescue of stalled cytosolic ribosome. Gene Ontology annotation, cellular component: cytosol; cytosolic ribosome; RQC complex. The record is from RefSeq and is a predicted model, not a curated record. Lineage: Eukaryota; Metazoa; Chordata; Mammalia; Rodentia; Muridae. Gene Ontology annotation, molecular function: ubiquitin protein ligase activity; zinc ion binding. The transcript is spliced from 30 exons. The coding region runs from base 3334 to 6123 and encodes 929 amino acids.
UGAAUCCCCUUCCGGCGCGAGGGACCGGAAGUUGUGGCCCGCCCGUGUCAACUUCGGCUCUGCAGACUGAGAGCCGGGCUGCCACCGCCACCAUGGGCGGGAAGAACAAGCAGCGGACUAAGGGGAACCUCAGGCCUUCAAACAGUGGCCGAGCUGCAGAACUCCUCGCCAAAGAGCAGGGAACAGUGCCUGGGUUCAUUGGUUUUGGCACAUCUCACAGUGACCUGGGCUAUGUUCCGGCUGUUCAAGGCGCGGAAGACAUAGACAGUCUUGUAGAUUCCGAUUUCCGAAUGGUGCUGCGGAAACUUUCCAAAAAAGAUGUUACAACAAAGCUAAAGGCAAUGCAAGAAUUUGGAAUUAUGUGCACAGAGAGAGACACAGAAGCCGUCAAAGGGGUUCUUCCAUACUGGCCAAGAAUCUUCUGCAAAAUCUCCCUUGAUCAUGAUCGCCGUGUUCGAGAGGCGACGCAGCAAGCUUUUGAAAAACUUAUCCUUAAAGUAAAGAAGCACUUAGCUCCCUAUUUAAAAAGCGUGAUGGGCUAUUGGUUGAUGGCUCAGUGUGACACAUAUCCACCAGCUGCACUGGCAGCAAAAGAUGCAUUCGAAGCCGCUUUCCCUCCAAGCAAGCAACCUGAAGCCAUAGCGUUUUGCAAGGAAGAAAUUACAACUGUGUUACAGGACCAUCUUCUGAAGGAGACUCCUGACACACUCAGUGACCCUCAAACUGUGCCAGAGGAAGAGAGAGAGGCUAAGUUCCACCGAGUCGUGACGUGCUCUUUAUUGGCACUGAAGAGAUUGCUUUGUUUCUUACCUAACAAUGAGCUUGAUUCUCUGGAGGAGAAAUUUAAAUCACUUUUAUCACAGAAUAAAUUUUGGAAGUAUGGAAAACACAGUGUACCUCAGGUCCGCUCAGCAUAUUUUGAGUUAGUUUCUGCUUUGUGCCAGCACGUUCCCCAGGUGAUGAAAGAGGAAGCUGCCAAAGUGAGUCCAUCUGUCCUGCUCAGCAUUGAUGACAGUGACCCUGUGGUCUGCCCAGCUCUCUGGGAGGCUGUGCUCUACACGCUGACAACUAUUGAGGACUGUUGGUUUCAUGUAAAUGCCAAGAAAAGUGUGUUUCCGAAGCUGAUGGCCAUGAUCCGAGAGGGUGGCCGGGGCCUAGCUGCUGUUAUGUAUCCUUACCUCUUACCGUUCAUCAGCAAACUCCCUCAGUCCAUCACAGAGCCAAAGCUGGACUUCUUCAAAAACUUCCUCACCUCUCUAGUUACCGGGCUGUCAACUGAGAGGACCAAAUCGAGCUCUUCUGAGUGCUCAGCUGUCAUCUCGGCAUUUUUUGAAUGCUUGCGGUUUAUAAUGCAGCAGAACUUAGGCGAGGAGGAGAUGGUGCAGAUGCUUAUCAAUGAGCAGUUGAUCCCAUUUAUUGAUACAGUUCUCAAAGACUCAGGACUGCACCACGGACCGAUGUUUGACCAUUUAGCAGACACAUUGAGCUCUUGGGAAGCCAAAGCAGAUGCAGAGCGAGACCCUGGAGCUGUUUACAACUUGGAGAACGUUCUGCUAAGCUUCUGGGGAAGACUGUCAGAGAUCUGCACCGAGAAAAUCCGCCAGCCAGAAGCAGAUGUGAAGUCCGUUCUGUGUGUGUCUAGCCUAGUAGGGGUCCUUCAGAGGCCAAGGAGCUCACUGAAGUUACACAGAAAGAAAACUGCUCAGGUCAGGUUUGCCAUCAAUAUACCUGAAGCUCAUAAAGGGGAUGAAAAGUCCAUGUCUUCAGAAGGAGAGAACAGCGAGGGCUCUGACGGAGGGGCUCAGUCUCCUCUCAGUAAUACAUCUUCAGACUUAGUAUCUCCUUUAAGGAAAAAACCUCUGGAAGACUUAGUCUGUAAGCUGGCAGAGGUGAGCAUUAGCUUUGUCAACGAGCGGAAGUCAGAGCAGCACCUGCAGUUUCUCUCCACGCUGCUCGACUCCUUCUCCUCCGUCCAAGUAUUUAACAUUCUCCUCAGUGACAAACAGAAGAAUGUCGUCAAAGCCAAACCUCUGGAAAUAACCAAACUUGCAGAAAAAAAUCCUGCAGUUAAGUUCUUAUAUCAUAAAUUGAUAGGCUGGCUAAAUGACAGCCAGAAAGAGGACGGGGGCUUCCUGGUGGACAUCUUGUAUAGUGCCCUCCGAUGCUGUGACAGUGGUGUGGAAAGGAAAGAAGUCUUGGAUGAUCUAACCAAGGAGGACCUGAAGUGGAGUUCUCUUCUUCAGGUCAUUGAAAAGGCUUUGAAAUGAACCAAGUUGCAAAUCCUUUCUCCUCAGCCUUUAAAGCCAAGGAAGCCUGGGAGCGCGGAUCAGCAUGGUGUGGGGUGGACUGACAAGGGUCUCUCUCUUUCCUACUCAGCAGAAAUAAAGGCCUUACCCUAGAUACUCGGCCCUAGAUACUCUGUUUCAGAGACUCCGGGGAAGUAAACCCAUUGUUAUUAUCGAAUUUUAGAAAAAUCAAUGAACAAAAGUAUACCAUUAAGAGGCCAUUUAUAAACUAUCUUCAGAGUUCAUUCCUUGUUCAUUGAACAUAGCUUCAGGGUUGGUAGCAGAUAUCAAAGAAGUUUAAAACAGUGGCUGCUGACAAGAAGCUCAAGGUCUUUUGCAAAGACAAGACACACACACAGAUGAAACAUUUAUAUAAUAAUACUUUCCAGUCCCUGCUUUAGAAAGUCAGAGAGAAGUGGUUGGCUUGGGCAGAGAGAAGAAAGUUAGUCUUAGGCUAGAAUGGAUGGGGAGACUUUGAAAAACACAUGGCAUUUGUAUGGAUUUGAUAUGUGGGGAUCUGUGUGGUUGGAGUAAUGUAACCAAGCUGGGGAGUGAUUGUUGCCAGGGUUACCGGGGACAGGAAGACAGCAUGGGGGGAGAGCCGGGACCACGGGAUGGAGGGAGCCAGUAGGAUCUGCACACUAUUCUAGACACAUCUUUUGAUGUUGCUUUUAAUCUUUAAUUUUAUGGUUUUUAGGCAUGUUCUAGCUCAGAUAAACAUGCUUUAGUAACUCCUUGGCUAAAAGGCAGUAUUCUUGGAGAGAAAUUGGUUGCCUUGGCAGACUGUCUUUGUGAUAAGGACUUGGAAGCCACAACAUCUGAAUCCCACUCAUCAGAACAGUGGAGUCUGCUAAGACUGGCGUUAUCCCAACAUGUCAAAAACGAUUACUUGAUUGGAGAAGUAUACGUUGGAAGAAUUAUUGUUAAACUUCAUGAAACUUUAUCUAAAACAAAGGAUUUAUCAGAAGCGGCAAACAGUGACUCUUCAGUGUCUUUUGUCUGUGAUGUGGUCCAUAGCUUCUUCAGUUCAGCAGGAGGAGGCUUGCUAAUGCCACCAUCUGAAGACUUGUUAUUAACUCUCUUUCAGUUAUGCGCUCAGAGCAAAGAACGGACACACUUGCCAGAUUUUCUGAUCUGUAAACUGAAGAAUACUUUGCUUUCUGGUGUAAAUUUAUUGGUCCAUCAAACUGCAAGUACAUAUGAGCAGAGUACCUUCCUACGUUUGUCUGUUCUGUGGCUGAAGGACCAGGUUCAGUCUUCGGCUUUGGAUAACACAAGUCUUCAGGUCCUCUUGUCUGCUGCUGGCGACUUGCUGGGUACUCUUGUAGAGAGUGAGGACACGUCUCUUCUUGGAGUUUAUAUCGGAAGUGUAAUGCCCAGUGACAGCGAGUGGGAAAAGAUGAGGCAGGCUCUUCCUGUUCAGUGGUUACACAGACCUCUUUUAGAGGGAAGGCUGAGUUUAAAUUAUGAAUGCUUCAAGACAGAUUUUAAGGAACAAGACACAAAGACUCUUCCCAACCAUCUGUGUACUUCAUCGUUAUUGAGCAAAAUGAUCUUAGUUGCCCAAAAAAAGAAAUUAGUCCUAGAAGACAACGUCCUUGAAAAAAUAAUUGCAGAGCUGCUGUAUUCACUGCAGUGGUGUGAAGAACUCGACAAUGCGCCAUCUUUCCUAAGUGGAUUUUGUGGAAUCCUUCAAAAAAUGAAUAUAACUUACAGCAACUUAUCUGUACUUAGUGAGACUUCUAGCCUCUUGCAGCUGUUAUUUGACAGAUCUAGAAAAAAUGGCACACUUUGGUCUCUUAUUAUUGCUAAGUUGAUCCUUUCCCGAAGUAUUUCAUCUGAUGAAGUGAAACCAUACUAUAAAAGAAAAGAAAGUUUCUUCCCUCUAACAGAAGGUAGUUUGCAUACCAUUCAAAGUCUCUGUCCAUUCUUGUCUAAAGAAGAAAAGAAGGAAUUUAGUGCUCAGUGUAUACCCGCUUUUUUGGGUUGGACUAAAGAAGACCUUUGCAGUAUUAAUGGAGCCUUUGGACAUCUUGCCAUUUUCAAUUCUUGUCUGCAAACCAGAAGUAUAGACGACAAACAGCUAUUGCAUGGCAUAUUAAAAAUUAUAACAAGCUGGAGGAAACAGCAUGAAGAUAUUUUUCUUUUUAGCUGUAAUCUGUCGGAAGCGAGUCCAGAGGUCCUUGGUUUAAACAUAGAGAUCAUGCGGUUCCUUUCCUUGUUUCUCAAGCACUGCGCGUACCCGCUCCCGCUGGCAGACAGUGAAUGGGACUUCAUCAUGUGCUCCAUGCUGGCUUGGUUGGAGACAACCAGUGAGAACCAGGCUCUGUACUCUGUUCCACUUGUGCAGCUGUUUGCCUGUGUCAGCUUUGAUCUGGCCUGUGAUCUCUGUGCCUUUUUUGACUCAAUAACUCCAGAUAUUGUUGACAAUCUUCCUGUAAAUCUCAUCAGUGAGUGGAAAGAGUUUUUUUCUAAAGGCAUCCACAGUUUGCUAUUACCUCUUUUGGUAAAUGCUAUCGGAGAAAACAAAGACCUAUCUGAAACGUCCUUUCAGAACGCAAUGCUGAAACCCAUGUGUGAAACACUAACAUACAUCUCCAAGGACCAGCUACUGAGCCACAAGCUCCCUGCGAGAUUGGUUGCCAGCCAGAAAACAAACUUGCCAGAGCACCUCCAGACUCUGCUGAACACUUUGACCCCACUGCUUCUCUUCAGAGCCAGACCUGUGCAAAUUGCUGCUUAUCAUAUGCUGUGCAAACUGAUGCCUGAAUUGCCACAGCAUGAUCAGGACAAUCUGAGGUCGUAUGGAGAUGAAGAGGAAGAACCAGCCUUGUCGCCGCCGGCCGCGCUGAUGUCUCUCCUCAGCUCUCAGGAGGAGCUGCUGGAGAAUGUCCUGGGCUGUGUCCCUGUGGGCCAGAUCGUGACCGUUAAGCCACUGAGCGAGGACUUCUGCUAUGUCCUGGGAUACCUCCUCACUUGGAAGUUAAUACUGACUUUCUUCAAAGCUGCAUCGUCUCAGCUUCGUGCUCUGUAUUCAAUGUACCUUCGGAAAACAAAGAGUCUGAAUAAAUUACUCUAUCAUCUCUUCAGACUUAUGCCAGAAAACCCUACGUACGGAGAGACAGCUAUUGAGGUAUCAAGUAAAGACCCCAAGACCUUCUUCACCGAGGAGGUUCAGCUGAGUAUUAGAGAAACAGCAACUCUUCCGUAUCAUAUCCCACACCUGGCGUGCUCGGUCUAUCACAUGACUUUAAAAGACUUGCCUGCCAUGGUUAGGCUAUGGUGGAAUAGCAGUGAGAAGCGUGUCUUCAAUAUUGUAGAUAGAUUUACAAGCAAGUAUGUCAGCAAUGUUCUUUCUUUUCAAGAAAUAUCUUCUGUACAAACAAGUACACAGCUAUUCAAUGGCAUGACGGUUAAGGCGCGAGCUACUACUCGAGAAGUGAUGGCUACGUACACCAUCGAAGACAUAGUCAUUGAACUCAUAAUACAGUUGCCUUCCAAUUACCCACUGGGCUCAAUAACAGUGGAAAGUGGGAAGAGGAUCGGGGUGGCUGUGCAGCAGUGGCGAAACUGGAUGCUGCAGCUGAGCACGUACCUCACUCACCAGAACGGAAGUAUCAUGGAAGGCUUAGCAUUAUGGAAGAAUAAUGUAGACAAACGGUUUGAAGGUGUUGAAGAUUGUAUGAUCUGCUUCUCAGUUAUUCAUGGUUUCAACUAUUCUCUUCCCAAAAAAGCCUGUAGAACAUGCAAGAAAAAGUUUCACUCAGCUUGCCUGUACAAAUGGUUUACAUCUAGCAACAAGUCCACUUGCCCGCUCUGCCGUGAGACCUUUUUCUGAGGUUUUUUUCAUUGGAAGUUGUCGCUGCCGUAGGUCAAGCCAAAGGGAAUGGAUUGGCUCCACCUUGAAGUACUGAUGUGAAGCCAGUGAGCAUGACAAAGUGCCAUCUGUCAGUAUGAUCCUCAAAUCAGGCAACCUCUGCAGAUUGCUUUGUAAAUCUUCGGAAACUUUUUUCUUUUACAAGAGACUAUUACAUAUUUGAGAGAAAAUAUUUAUAUUAAUGGCUUAAUCUCUUUGUAUGUUUAAAAUUAAAAAUAAAUAUAUCUCUUCUCAAAAAUAUUCUAAAUUAUAGAACUGAAAUUUGUGAAAGCAUAAACUAUAUUAUAACUUAUAAAACCAUCCAGUUUUUUGGUCUGUGUUGUAAAACAGUCCAAGGAUAAGGCAAAUGAAUUGAGAGCUGAUUUACAUCUGUAGAUAACUAAGACUUGUUUGUUAGUGAUGACAAACAAUAGUUUAAAAUUACUCUGAUUUUCAUAAAUUGUUUUAAUGAUAAAGUGACACUGAGAUAUUCCCACCCUCAUCCAGAGGUUUGAAGUGUACUGUGAAAUUUCACAUGAAGAAGGAACUGAGUGAACUCUAAGGGGCUCUGGUGAGAAUUGUGAAAUUCAUAACUUACAUCCUUGACACUAAUCUUUUGCUUGUGAAAGAAUUAUUUCCAUGUUAAUGAGAUUUGAAUUGUAAAUGUGUUGGUUGAAUCUAUUACUCAGUUUAGUGAGUCUACAAAGAGUGGGAAUCUGAAGUAAGCAGUUUUUUGAUUAUUUUGUGAAGUAAAAUGAUAGCAGUCUAUCUAUCAAGAAAAGAAUAAAUAUUACUAAAGUAUAAUCAUGUGUGGAGAAAACAAUAUUUAAAAAUCUUGUAGGAGGCUGUACAUUUUGCAGAGUUUGCUAUACUUAUUAGCCAUAGUUACACCAAUUCAGGAAUUGGGGGAGCUAAUUAUUUAAAACUAUCAGCAAUGAAGGAUAUAGUACUAAGUAAAAUUAAUUUUUUUUUUUGCUUUUGUUUUGAGACAGGAUUUCACUAUGUUGCUCUGGGCUGGGCUGUAACUCACUCUGUAGACCAGACUAGCCUGGAACUCAAGAGAUCUGCCUGUCUCUGUUUCCCAAGUGCUGGGGUUAAAGUGCACCACCAAGCCUGGUGGAAUUGUCUUAAUGGAUUGAAGUGUGUAAACUUCAUGAAACCUGCCUUUGGUUACAGUACCUUUGCCUUUAAAAACUAUUCACAGUAUAACGUGUGGAAGUUUGGAUCACAGUCUUCCAUUUCAUUUCUAGUAGUUAGGAUACCUAAAAGUUUAGUCCAUCAUCUGUGUUUCAAAUGUUUAAUUAGAAGGGUGCAACUCGUGUCAAAUAAAAUUACUGCUUACCAUCAACUAGUCAAAAUGACUGUUAUUGAAAUAGUCUGAAAGUGGACAGGAUUACAGUCCAGAGAACUGUGUGUCGGUUACAAGUGUAGUAUCGGCUUGUCUGUCUUCUCUUUUUUUCUCUGUAGUAGUUAUUAUCUUACAGUCUUGAGGCUCAGAGACGGAGUGAAGUGUAGAUAGCAAGACUCUACUACCUCUUAGUCCCUCACAUCUCCCUCUUCCCUUUCUGCCUGCCUCUGGCACAGCAGUCACAAGGACUGUGUGAUGCCUCUGGGAAAAUUACUCUUUUCCUUUUCAAGUGGAUUUACAAUAAAAUUUUGUUUAUAACCUUCCAGCAUUGGUUCUUGACUUUGGAUCCAAAGCCCCAGUAGAAGAGAAGAUGGAGCAGAGCUCCGGCUUUUUGCGGUGUGUGACCUUAGUAGCCCCUCAAGCUUGGGACUGGGAACGCAUUCUGGGAGACUUGUGUGCAUAGCUGUCAGUUCACACCGGUUGAUAAUGCUAAGGAAGGCUUUCCAGAAGCAAGACUGAAACUCAGAAUGCCCCAUUCAGGUUUUAUUUAUUUAGCUUUGACAACACUCAUGGACAGGAUACCAUCCCUGAAAAUUUUAGCAUAAGAGGAACUUCAAAUUGCUAGAGAGUCAAAGCCCUGUUACAAAUUUACUUAAAAUCCGAAACCAAGUAGCAAUUUCUAAAAUUGAUUUUUAUUUCAUUUUUCUCAUCUUUUAAUACAUGUGUAUACUUUUCUAUGGUGUAAAUAAUAUUAACACGAUACAUUUUAUGGUACAAAUAAUUAUUACUUGAGUAUUAUACCAUUAAAUUAGAAAAAUUUCAAAUAUAGAGAAAAUAGUAAAAUAGCAAUAUUUUACAUGUACUCUUCCCAUACUAUUUUGCCAUAUUGCUUCUGAUUUUUAAAGAAAUAAAAUGUUACUCUUUUGUA